Molecule: messenger RNA, 6597 nt
Organism: Molossus molossus (Pallas's mastiff bat)
Lineage: Eukaryota; Metazoa; Chordata; Mammalia; Chiroptera; Molossidae
Gene: PTPN1
Product: protein tyrosine phosphatase non-receptor type 1
Exons: 9
Coding region: 1930-2985 (351 amino acids)
Biological process (GO): protein dephosphorylation
Molecular function (GO): protein tyrosine phosphatase activity
Source: RefSeq, a predicted model, not a curated record
UAAAAAAAAAGACUCCUUUAUAAAACUGUUAAACAUAUAGAAGUAGAGUGAUUAAUAUAGUGAACCCCUAUAUAUCCAUCACCCAGUUUUAAUAAUUAUUGAACUAAUGUCCCGUUUUCUUUCAUUUGCCACCCCCCCGCCAUUAACCUCCUUCCAGCUCUGAUUUGUUUUGAAGUAAAUCCCAGCACUAUAACAAAUACUUCUUUAAAAAAGAAAAAAUUUGGACACUUGCAUCAAAGGAGCCAGAACCCCCUCUACUUAGACUCGGACAGGAAGGGGAACUAUCAAGGAGAGACUGUGAUACCAUCCGGGGUCUGGGCUGAGGUGUCCAUCAGCCUGGAAGUACAUUCAGAGUACUGCUUGUGGGAAGCUGAUCAUCAUGGCAAUCUCUGUGGCACGUGGCACAAGGAGCUAGUAAGACAGCACUUGCCGUUCCUGCCUGAGUAGUUGCAGCAGGAAGCCCCAGUGUGUCUUGGUUUGAGAAUGCUUUAUACUAUAUUGAGUCUCUCUUCAGCCUGGCAUGGGGGCUCCAUGUACAAACCUAAAUAUUUCAGCCAUUGACCUGCUCUUUCCCAAGUGUGUCGGGAGGAUGGAGGGAGCCUAGAUUCCAUUGCAGAUGGAAUGCAGCCUUCUGGAAUGCUUGAAAGGAAAGCUCAGCAAUGAAGGCUGGGGUGAAGAAGGGAUAGCCAUUUCAGAAAACCAUGCUGCCUGCAGGAGCAGGGAGGAAGAGUCACUUUCUUCCAAGAAUGUGUCUAUUACACCCUGCCAUUUCCUGGGUAUCAUAGCCAGAAAUUACUCAUUUCUGGAAAAUCAUUCAUGAGCUUUCUAUUGAGGAAGUCAAAGAGAGAGCAGAGUUCUCAAAGUUAGUUAGGUCAUUGGUAUUUUCUUAUGCCGUCAGUCAUUAUUUUGUUUUCCACUGUCAUCCUCACGCUGUAUCUGUUUUCUUAAUCCAGAUUCAUAGCUCUCACUUUAGUGCUUUCUGAUCUGUUUAUCAUACUCAUUCAAUAAAUUCUUAUUGAGGGCCCUCUGCAGGAAUUGUGUUACACUGGUGAACAAGCUAUACCUGAUGUAUGUCCGCUCCUUUGUAUAUCUCCAGAAAAGUCUGUCCAGCCCUGUUAAGUAGAGACAAGAAGUUUAGAAAGUGGUAUGUGUAUCCUGUGUACCGCUAGGAGUCUAGGCAAACGGACAUGGGUUGCAGGCCACUGUAGCAUGGUGUGGACCCAAUCUCCCUUCCUAAUCUUUGGUGUGAUGGCAAAGGUUUGGAGAGUAACACAAGCAGCAGGCUUCUGAGUUUGCUGCAGUGGAGUAUGGCCAUCCCUUCAGCCCAGCCUUCAUUGCUGAGCUUUCCUUUCAAGCAACAGUGCUGGAACAGACUGAGCAGAACAGCUCAGACAUGGCCCAUAUGAUUUUUCUUUUCCUCCCAUUGAUGCCAGCCAAAGUCUGCCAAGGAGAGUUGACUGAUCAGCAAUGCCAGGAAGAUCUCCCUUUCCUCUGAACCAGAUGCAGCUGCUCCACAGUUACUCCUGAGUUCAUUAUUCUCAUUUUUGCUAACUAACCUUGAUGCCUUUUCCUAUAGAAUAGCUUUCCUCUCUGAUCACUACUUUCUGCUCAGCGGUGCUUGUUGUGGCUACAGGUGGUCUUCCCCCAGUAAGUGGGAACUCAUUGAGGACAGAGACCAUGAGGACCUGCCCCAUCAACACUUGGCAUAGCUUGAAAUGCAAGGACAAGAAUUGGCAGCAAGCACAAUGAUAUAUUGUGGUCUUGAUUCUGAAGGAUAUCCGACAUGAAGCCAGUGACUUCCCAUGUAGAGUGGCCAAGCUUCCCAAAAACAAAAACCGAAACAGGUACAGAGAUGUCAGUCCCUUUGACCAUAGUCGGAUUAAACUCCAUCAAGAAGAUAACGACUAUAUCAAUGCUAGUUUGAUAGAAAUGGAAGAAGCACAGAGAAGUUACAUUCUUACCCAGGGCCCACUGCCUAAUACAUGCGGUCACUUUUGGGAGAUGGUGUGGGAGCAGAAAAGCAGGGGCGUGGUCAUGCUCAACAGAGUGAUGGAAAAGGGAUCGUUAAAAUGUGCACAGUACUGGCCACAAAAAGAAGAAAAAGAAAUGAUCUUUGAAGACACAAAUUUGAAAUUAACAUUGAUCUCUGAAGAUAUUAAGUCAUAUUAUACGGUACGACAACUGGAAUUGGAAAACCUCACGUCUAAAGAAACUCGAGAGAUCCUACAUUUCCACUAUACCACAUGGCCUGACUUCGGAGUCCCCGAAUCGCCAGCCUCGUUCCUGAACUUUCUUUUCAAAGUCCGAGAGUCAGGGUCACUCAGCGUGGAGCACGGCCCCAUCGUGGUGCACUGCAGCGCCGGCAUCGGCAGGUCUGGGACCUUCUGUCUUGCCGACACCUGUCUCUUGCUGAUGGACAAAAGGAAAGACCCUUCUUCUGUUGACAUCAAGAAAGUUCUGUUAGAAAUGAGGAAGUUCCGGAUGGGACUGAUCCAGACAGCAGACCAGCUCCGUUUCUCCUACCUCGCUGUGAUCGAAGGUGCCAAAUUCAUCAUGGGAGACUCUUCAGUGCAGGAGCAAUGGAAGGAGCUCUCCCACGAGGACCUGGAGCCCCCGCCUGAGCAUGUCCCACCCCCUCCCCGACCACCCAAACGAAUCCUGGAGCCACACAAUGGGAAAUGCAAGGAGUUCUUCCCAAACCACCAGUGGGUAAAGGAUGAGUCCGAGGAGGAUAAAGAAGACGGUCCCAUCAAGGAAGAAACCAGAACCCCCUUAAAUGUUCCCUGCAACAUGGAAAGCACGAGUCAAGACACUGAAGUCAGAAGGCGGGUCACAGGGGCAGGCCCUACCCAGGAGGAGCCGUCACCACCCAAGGAGGAGCAGGACCAGGCGCUGACUCACUGGAAGCCCUUUCUGGUCAACAUGUGCAUGGCCACGGUCCUCACGGCUGGUGCGUACCUCUGCUACAGGGUGUGUUUCCACUGACGGACUGCUGGCAAGAUCGCGUGACAGAAGCACUGGCCGGCAGCCUGGCAUUAGCUUUCAGUGCUGGGCAAGGAUCUGAGCCAGUCUCAGAAGAAACAGAUCAAAGGUUAAAGUCUGGAACUGUGAAGGGCUAACAAGAGAGGAUUGAGGAUUGAUGCACUGGGGUUUUAAGGAGCCCUGUGGUCCCAAGAAUACAAGCGUCUAAUCUCAGGGCCUUAACCUAUUCAGGAGUAAGUAGAGAAAAUGCCAAAUACAUCUCUCUCUCUCUUCUUUUUUUUUUUUUUGUUCAUUUGUUUUUGGAAAAAAAUAGAAUUACAACACAUUGUUGUUUUUAACCUUUAUAAAAAGUAGCUUUUUGUUAUUUCUGGGGGGGAAAAGAGACUAGGCACUUAGGAAACUUUCUUGUACCCUUAGGUGGUGUAAGCUGAUACACAUUCUAUUUGAUUUCCCAGGGAAGGACUCCCACCCUUGGAGGAACGUGGAGUCCUCUGGAGAAGAGGGUUUAGGAUCUAGGACGCUGCCUUGCUCAGUCACUUCCUCUGCUGUGUGUACACUGAGCUGGGCAGGGGCUGCCAGCUUUCCCAUUUUAAGAAGAAAAACAACAAAGGCCAUCUCUAGAAAUUAAAACCCGGCUUAUGCUUUUGCUCAGGGUGUCCCCACUGGUUUUCCACCAUCCAUUUCUCUAUCGAUCCCUUCUUGUUGAGCCGUCUUGCUCAUGCCUGCCCUCAGCACCCCAUCCUCCAAAACAGGGUUCCUCGAGGCCCCUGCCUAAGGGUCCGAGGCCACCACAGGGUGGCCUCCGGCCUCACCCUGCCACUGAGAUAAAAAAGGAGCAGUUUCCACUUGAUUCGGAUAUAAAUGCCAUUUCAGGAGCCGCCACACAUGACACGUGUGUUGCUGUUAAAGUAAGGGGAAGAGAGAGAGGAUUAACUUCAUGGAAAUCACCUCGCAAGACUUUUUUUAAAUCAUUUAAAUAUUUUGCCUCUUUUCAGGCAACCAUCUUUGAGUGCAUCAGAUGGUUUAGCAACACACGGUUUUUCCUUAGGGAUGAUUUUGUAAGGGGUCGAGGGCUAUUGUAAUAAAAAAAAAUCAAAGCCCCUUUUCACUGGAGUGGCCAGGGGGUUGGGGUUUGCCAGGUAGUGCCAAGUCUGCAGCUCGGUGGGGUGGUCUGGUCUCAACUGAAAAUGUUUGGUUUCAUUCCAGUUUCUGUUCAACAACAACAUAAUCUGACCCACCUCCACCCCACUGCCCGCCUCUGCUCGGAGCCCGCACCCGACUAGCAGGCUUCGGGGUGGGUAAUCGCGUGUGAGCCCGGCAGACGUUUGCUUUGCACUGAAACUCCCCUCCCCGGCUCUGGGUCUUACCCCUUCCCUUUUACUCCUGCCCCCCUUCUUUAAGCACCAGAUCUACAGCCCAGUUUUUGAGGCGAGCAGGAGAGCCACGCGGGGCCCAGAGGAAGGCCUGUGCAGGGCCGCAUUUCCCGGCAGGCGCCGCGGAGACGGCGUGUGGUGAGCCUCUCCGCUCCGUAUUUAUUUUUUUAUUUUUCCCCAGAGGCAUCCAUAGUGCACUAGCAUUUUCUUAAACCAAUAAUGUAUUAAAAUUUUUUGAUGUCAGCCUUGCAUCAAAGGCUUUCUCAAAAAGUACAAUAAACCCUCAGGUAGUGCUGGGAACGUAGGACUUUGCCAUGAGCCCGCUGCGUCAGACCAGUACUGGGAAGGAGGAUGGCCGUGAGCAGUGGGCAUUUCAUGACACUGGGUAAAGUGAGAGGAGCUUUGGCAUUUGUGUAUAGAGCAGUGGGAUAAUAUAUAAUGAACACUUGGAUAUUUAACAUACAUGACGGGAGAUGACUUUGUCCGGUUAUUCCCCUCCCUGGUUUUAUCUGAUAGACCUUUGUUCUCAAUCACUGCUUUCCCCAUGUGUAUUAGAAUGCAUGUUUGGUCUUCUUGUGUCCUGAUCAAAUACCACGUGCUUGAAAUACUUAGAUCUCUGCUUACUAAAGUGCCCUCGUGUAUGAGUCCAGUCUCCCCUUGCAUGAUCAGACCGUUACGUGGCUGUGGUCCCUGAGACUGUCGCUGAACUACUCGCCGUUCGGCACUGGAGGGAUGUGUUCAGUAGCAGAUAUUUGCCUAAUUCCUGGCAUGACACUCCGGUGACUUCCUGGUGAGGCCCGGCCUGUCCUGGUCCAGCUGGGCCCCACUGUAACUCAGACAUUCCAGGGGAUGGGAAGCCAUAGUCACACCUCACGCUCUGGACAUUCAGGCAAGCAGGGUCCCCUGCACACACACCUUUGGGAUCAGCCUCCACCAUCCCAAGUUCACAUUCUUCUUGCAAAGACUGUGAUCUGGAACCAAGGCAACUGUUGGAAACCACACUUCUUGAAGCAGCCUGGAUGAUGAAGGUCCCUUGGAGUCAGCUGGCUGCUGUCGCAUUCGGGAGGGCCUUGCUGAGAGAGGCGUGUCUGCCCCUGCCCUUGAACCCUGGGGACUGAUGGUGCUCACGACUCUUCCUGCGAGGGGAACUUAAGACCUCCACGUUAAGUGGCUUUUUUAACAAGAAAAAAAGGCAGCUGUAGCUCACGAGCUGCUCUUUUGCCAGCAUUUUCACAUUUUGCCUUUCACGUGUUAGAAGCCCGUGCAGAGGAGUUCUGUGGAGGGAACAUGCGAGGCGCCGCCCGCGGGCCUUGGUGAGGUGUGGAUACGGCCAGGUGCCAGGCUCUAAGCAGUUCGAGUUGGGCUUGCUUGUUUGUUUCGGAAGUCCUGUAUAUGUAUGUAGUAGUCUGGGUGUGUAUAUAUAGUAGCAUUUCAAAAUGGAUAUACUGGUUUAACCUAUCCUUGGCAACAGAUGGCUCUCCAUCUUGUUACACGUAUGUUAGAGAAGUAGCGAGCUGCUCUGCUAUAUGCCUUAAGUCAAUAUUUACUCAGCAGGUCAUUAUUUUUUACAAUGGCCAUGGAAUAAACCAUUUUUACAAAAAUAAAAACAAACAAAAAAAGCGAGGUGUUUUGGUAUAAUACCUUUUCAGGUGUGUGUAUAUGUGGAUGCAUGAUGGGGUGGGGGGGCGCAUCUCAGGGUCUUCUGUGACCUCACAGAACUGUCAAACUGUACAGUUUUCCAACUUGCCAUAUAAAUGAUGGGUUUGCAUUUUAGUUGCAACAAUAAAAAUUUUUCUUUCUAAAGAACAUGGAUUUGGGGUGCUUUCCAGUUCUUUGCACAACAGGCUAAACCAGGAAGGGCAGCCAUGCUGCUUUCCGUCCCUGCAUGGGGGCAGGUGUCGAGCAGGGGUAUAGUUUUCCACAUCGAAGAACCACGAGGGCCUCCUGGGCCCUGAGUGCCUCUGUGCUGGGCAUAUUCCCUUACGGGGAGUUCCCUUAGCACCUCCGGCCUCAGCCCUUGGAAGACCCAGGGCCCUGGGAUAACUGAAGAAGCUUGCACAAGUUGUUUGAAGAACUGUUCAGACCUCAAGGACGUGCCUCUUGCCCGGCUGCCUGUGAGACCCCGUGGAGGUUAGCACGUCUCCGUACCUCCGUACAGUCAGUCGAUGUAGAACUGACAUCGAAAUAAUAAGAUUCACAAAAUCCUGUGGUCUUCCUUUCUCGUUCAGGGUUAAAUGUAAAU